CUUCAUCGAUUCAUUUUUGCGCAAGGGUGACUUAGCUCUGCGACUUUUCAUUCGCUGCGAAAAUGCCGCCCCUGCCCUUUGUUUUGUGUUUCUCUCUUUCUGGCGCAGCAUCCAUUAUGCAGCCAAACAUUACAUGUUGCCAUGCUAUUUAUCUAUUUUGCCUCGAGGGAUCGGCCCCCAAUCGCAUGCUUUUCCAUGCAGCUUUUGCUUGUGCGAGGAUUCGCCUUUCUCAGUCGCUCGUACAUUCGAUCCUCCUGCGCUGUCAACAUAAACCCGAAUUGACCUGAAAUUGGAUUUGGAUUUUCAAUUUUUUUCUUAGCCACGCUCGGAGACCCUAUAUUCUUUAUAGACCACAGUGUCUGCGAUUAUCUGCACGCUUCACACCGCCUUAUUAUCAGUUUUUGUGUGUAAUCGUCAUUUGACAUAUUUUUUAGUGCGCACUAUAGGCAGUGCUAAAAAAUCAUCAUAGGCAGUGGUAAUGUUAUCAUUUUUAAUUUUUAAUUUAAUGCGCUAAAGCGGACAUGUUAUUAGUUGUUUACAUUUGUAGGAUAUUUAUUUCGGGAGAGUGGUCCAUUGUUAUGAUGGAACAAUGUCUUUAGUGUAUCUAUUUUUAUUAGGCUGUAUAUUAAAUCGGUGCGCUAUCUUGUGCUUAAAAAAGCGCACAGUACGUGCCCCUUGCCAAUUAUGACACUUUUACUAUAGAAUGAG
This is a messenger RNA of Kickxella alabastrina, 708 nucleotides long. RefSeq lists its product as uncharacterized. The transcript has a single exon. The annotation marks the transcript as partial. Lineage: Eukaryota; Fungi; Kickxellomycota; Kickxellomycetes; Kickxellales; Kickxellaceae. The record is from RefSeq and is a predicted model, not a curated record.